Molecule: messenger RNA, 363 nt
Organism: Trichomonas vaginalis G3
Lineage: Eukaryota; Parabasalia; Trichomonadida; Trichomonadidae
Exons: 1
Coding region: 1-363 (120 amino acids)
Source: RefSeq, a predicted model, not a curated record
AUGUCCGACGUCCCACCAACCGAGCCCAUUCCCAAGCCAGAGGAACCUAAAGAACCACAACAGUCUCCUCAGCAACCUCAGUUCCAGCAAGUACCUCCGAUUUACUACCAAUUCCAAUACAAAUCGAAGAGAGACCAAGAGUUCGAAGAAGGUCUGAACCGCUUACGCAAAGAGUAUGCUACAGCUCCAACCCUUGGUUGUUCCAGCAAUUCCAAUCUCAAUCCAAAUUACUACCAAUCUCAAUCCACAUCGAAGAGAGACCAAGAGUUCGAAGAAGGUCUGAACCGCUUACGCAAAGAGUAUGCUACAGCUCCAAUUGAGAGAAAGUUGUUGCUAAAUUCAGUAAAAAUAAUGUUUAGGUGA